Drosophila erecta is the source of this 4474-nucleotide messenger RNA. RefSeq names its product chaoptin (gene chp). The record is from RefSeq and is a predicted model, not a curated record. Gene Ontology annotation, cellular component: extracellular matrix. Gene Ontology annotation, molecular function: protein binding. The transcript has 14 exons. NCBI's taxonomy places the organism in Eukaryota, Metazoa, Arthropoda, Insecta, Diptera, Drosophilidae. Bases 85 to 3978 code for a protein of 1297 amino acids.
UCCCCAGUACCUCAUUUUCCAUUCUAUCUGUAGGGCCUCGAGUUUUUCUUUAAGUUCGGCUAUGCCUUCCUGACAAUAACCCUCAUGAUCAUGAUCUGGAUGUCGCUGGCCCGUGCCUCGAUGUUCGAUCGAGAGAUGGAGGAAACGCACUACCCGCCCUGCACCUACAACGUGAUGUGCACCUGCUCCAAGUCCUCUACGGAUCUGGGGAUAGUGCACUGCAAGAAUGUUCCGUUUCCGGCACUGCCGCGCAUGGUGAACCAGUCAAAGGUCUUCAUGCUGCACAUGGAGAACACGGGUCUGCGCGAGAUUGAGCCCUACUUCCUGCAGUCCACGGGCAUGUACCGCUUAAAGAUCUCUGGGAACUAUCUCACCGAGAUUCCGGAUGAUGCUUUCACCGGCCUGGAGCGAUCGCUGUGGGAGCUGAUUCUGCCGCAGAACGACCUGGUGGAGAUCCCAUCCAAGUCCCUGAGGCACCUGCAGAAGCUGCGUCACCUGGACCUGGGCUACAACCACAUAACGCACAUCCAGCACGACUCGUUCCGCGGACUGGAGGACUCGCUGCAGACGCUGAUCCUGCGCGAGAACUGCAUCUCGCAGCUAAUGUCGCACAGCUUCUCCGGACUCCUGAUCCUAGAGACCCUCGAUCUGAGUGGCAACAACCUGUUCGAGAUCGAUCCGAAUGUGUUCGUCGAUGGAAUGCCGCGGCUGACUCGUCUGUUGCUUACGGACAACAUUCUUUCGGAGAUUCCAUACGACGCGCUGGGUCCACUGAAGAGCCUUCGUACGUUGGACAUCUCCCACAAUGUGAUCUGGUCGCUCAGUGGCAACGAAACGUACGAAAUCAAGGCCAGCACCAAGCUGAAUCUGGACAAUCUGCACCUGGAGUACAAUCCCAUUGAGGUCCUGCCUCCUAAUUCAUUCAAGUACUUCGACACCGUCAAUCGCACCUUCUUCGAUGGCAAUCCCAUUCACACUCUGAGGGAAGAUGCUUUUAAGCCCGCUCGAAUCAGGGAGAUCUACAUGCGCUAUUGCGGCCUGACCAACAUCUCGCCUGUGGCCUUUGACAGCCUGGUGAACAGCCUCCAGAUCCUGGAUUUGUCUGGGAACAAUCUCACCAAGCUGCAUCACAAGCUCUUCAACAAUUUCGAUGUCUUGAGGGUCAUCAGCAUGCGGGACAAUAAGAUCAAGAUUCAGAAGCCCACGGAGACCUUCAAUGCGGUGCACUACACGCUCCUGAAACUGGACCUGAGUGGUGACCGCAACGACCCCACCAAUCUGCAGACCCUUCGCAAUAUGACCAGAAUGCGGAACAUGCGAUCACUGUCGAUCUCGCGCCUGGGAUCCUCCUCCGUUGGGCCUGAGGACUUCAAGGACUUCGGCGUGGAGCUGGAGGACCUGCAAAUCACCAGGGCCAGUCUCUCCGGGAUUCAAUCACACGCUUUCAAGCAUGUCAGGGGUCUGAAAAGGCUGGACUUCAGCGAGAACGGAAUAUCUAGCAUUGAGAACGAUGCCUUCCAUGAGAUUGGUCACUCGCUCAUCUCUCUGAAGAUGUCGCACGGCUACUCUGGCAGUUCCCUGCCAGCUGAACCUCUGAGACAUCUGACUUCCCUUCAAGAGCUGGACUUUAGCAACAAUCACAUCAGCAGCAUGAGCGACACCAGUUUCCAUUUCCUGAAGAACUUGCGUCUCCUAGAGCUUCAUGACAACAGGAUCGAACAGGUUUUAAAGGGCACUUUCCAGGGCGACAUUCACUCAAAGCUGGAGGAGAUCUCGCUUCGCUUCAACCACCUGACCUCCAUUUCCCAGCAUACCUUCUUCGAUCUGGAAGCCCUGAGAAAACUGCACCUGGAUGACAAUAAGAUUGACAAGAUUGAGCGAAGAGCCUUUAUGAAUCUGGAUGAACUGGAGUAUCUUAGUUUGAGGGGCAACAAGAUAAACAACCUGGCUGACGAGUCCUUCCAGAACCUUCCAAAACUGGAGAUCCUUGACAUGGCUUUUAAUCAGCUACCCAACUUCAACUUUGACUACUUCGAUCAAGUGGGCACCUUGUCGAAUCUUAAUGUGAACGUAAGCCACAAUCAAAUCAGGCAGUUGAUGUAUAAUUCCUCAUGGAGUGGACGAAAUGAACAUGGUGGCAUGUAUCACUCGAACAUCAAGACAUUGGAUCUUUCCCACAACAACAUAUCUAUUAUUCAUCCUGGAUACUUCCGGCCUGCCGAAAUUUCACUGACACACUUGCAUCUGGGCUACAAUUCGCUGAUGAACACGACUCGAGAUGUCUUCGGCAACAUGCCCCACUUGCAAUGGCUGGACCUCAGCUACAAUUGGAUCCACGAACUGGACUUUGAUGCCUUUAAAAACACCAAGCAGCUCCAGUUGGUCUUCUUUGAUCACAAUUACCUCACUGAUAUUCCCCAGGAUAUAUUCAAACCUGUCCAGAGCCUGCGCAUCGUCGAUUUCUCGCACAAUCACUUGAGGGGCCUGCCCGACAAUCUCUUCUAUAAUGGAGGAAUGGAAAAAUUGGAUGUGUCGCACAACAUGAUGCUGAAGAUCCCCUCCUCAUCGCUGUCCAGUUUGGCUGCGUUGACGCUUUGUGAAUUGCACCUGUCCAACAACUUUAUCUCUACCAUUCACAGCAUGGAUUUGUCCAACAAGUUUAGAUCACUUCGCUACCUGGACAUCUCAUACAACUAUCUGCUGCGAAUUGAUGAUGCCGUUUUUGCAACCAUGCCAAAAUUGGCCGUUCUGGAUCUCUCCCACAAUCGGGAUCUGAAGGUGAUGGAUAAGUCGUUUAUGGGUUUGGAGAACUCGCUGAUCAAACUGGGUCUGGAGAACGUUUCUCUGAGCACAGUGCCCGAGAUUCGACUGAAGUAUCUGCGGGAGUUCCGUUUGGGUUACAAUGAACUGCCUUCGAUUCCGCAGGAACUAGCCCACAAUAUGACUAAUCUGCGCAUGCUGGACCUCUCCAACAACGACUUAACAAAUGUGCCACUGAUGACCCAAGCUCUCCCCCACUUGAGACGCCUGAUGCUCUCCGGCAAUCCCAUAACCUCGCUGAACAACAACAGUUUCGAUGGCGUGAACGAGGAUCUUGAGAUGCUGGAUAUAUCGAAUUUCCGGUUGCACUAUUUCGAGUAUGGCUGUCUGGACUCGUUGCCCCACUUGCGAUCCCUUAAGCUUACUGCGUACUCCCAUCUGGAGCACUUCAAUAUCCCACAUCUGUUGCGCCAUCAUUAUAAUAUCCGCCAGUUGUGGAUCGAGGCCCCACAGCCCUUCACCCGCAUUGUUAAGAAGGGAUCUGGACCCACCCAGGAGAUGCAGACCCUUCAGCUGGGCAAUCCCACCGACUUGCUGCGCGAAAUGGAGGGCCAUCUGCCCUCCAAGCUGACCAACAUCACCUUCAGUGGUCCUCAGUUCACUAACCUGAAUGAACGCAUUUUAAGAGGCAUGCGUUCUCCAUACCUCUACAUGCAACUAUUCAAUACCUCUCUGCAAGCCUUGCCUCCUAACUUCUUUAAGUACAUGGGCCGAGUUCGGAACAUUUCGCUGGACAUUCGCUACCACAAUCGGAACCUGAAGAAGAUUCCAAAUCCAAACACAGGAGCUGUUCCCUAUCUGCCGAAUAGUGUGUUCCUCACGGACUUGAAGAUGUCUCACACUGAUCUCAACUGCGACUGCGACCUGGGGUGGGUGGAGUUCUGGCAACGCAAGAGGCGCCAGUACAUCUGCUCCUCCCAAACCUGGACCGACACCGUUUUCCGCACUUUCAUGAACUCUCCUUGCCAGGUGUACGGUCGCCACAACUGCGACGAACAUGAUGAUGACCUGAGGGAGACGCGCUGUGAAAACAAAGGAGGGCAGCAGCUGAUGGAGGCCCUCAAAUUCGAUCUGGAGUGCGGGUGGGACAAUGCAAACUGCCGGGAGGCCGCCUUUGUGGUGGUGAUGGUGUGCGUGGCCAUGGUCUUCUGGAUGUGACUUCUGCACUUUGCAUAUAAGACGUCCACCGACUUUUAUACCAUUCUUGAGCAAGUCUACGGCAGACAGGUCAUAUGAGUCUUGCCGUCUAGAGUUUAAGCGUGAUGAUGAGACUUUGGCCACUUUGAUACCUUUUGCAGUUAGUUGUUUCUCUUCCGAAAACCUUCUCUCACCGAUCCGCUGGUCCUUGGUAACGCCUUAUAUGUAGUUCUCCUCACCACCACUCACCACUCACCUCUGAAGCACUCCAUUCUUCGCCUCGCCUCACUGUCUAUCUCCAUGUAUGUAUAUCUUCGUAGGCCUUAACUUAGACCAUAACUUAUCCAGCUAUCUAAUAACCCGCCUGACCUGACCCACCAAUACUUUCUGUACUUCUCUUAUAAGUUAGGUCACUGCGCUGCUUAAACAAUUCCAAAAUGAAAGUCUGUAAAAUGUUUCAUAAACAUAUAAUAAAUAUUUACGGUAGGUUAAGUUCGCUGUGCCGUCUCCCACUUUA